Molecule: messenger RNA, 3821 nt
Organism: Corylus avellana
Lineage: Eukaryota; Viridiplantae; Streptophyta; Magnoliopsida; Fagales; Betulaceae
Source: RefSeq, a predicted model, not a curated record
AUGGCUUCUCCAGGGAAGAAUGAGUUGGAGAGAGGAGGGAUGUCGAUAUUGAGAAGGAAGGACAAGAUUUCGACAGCCAUAAUUUUCAGAUACGCUGAUUGGGUUGAUAUUAUGUUGAUGUUGUUUGGUACCAUUGGUGCUAUUGGGGAUGGCAUCUCUACAAACUGCUUGUUGGUCUUUGCUAGCCGUCUCAUGAAUAAUUUGGGUUAUGGUAAUAAGACCCAACAAAAUCAUGGGAAUUUCAUGGACGAGGUUGAAAAGUGCAGUUUGUACUUCGUAUACUUGGGAUUAGCAGUAAUGGUGGCGGCUUUUAUGGAAGGUUACUGCUGGAGCAAAACCAGUGAGCGACAGGUGCUGAAAAUUCGUUACAAGUAUUUGGAAGCUGUUCUCCGACAAGAAGUUGGGUUUUUUGAUUCACAAGAAGCAACUACUGCAGAGAUCAUCAAUAGCAUAUCAAAAGAUACUUCUCUCAUACAAGAAGUUCUGAGUGAAAAGGCGCCCAAGUUUUUGAUGCACUCAUCAGUUUUCUUAUCAGGGCUUGCAUUCUCCACUUACUUUUCUUGGAGGCUGUCUUUAGUAGCCUUCCCAACACUAGUUUUUCUAAUUAUACCUGGAAUAAUUUAUGGCAAAUAUCUUCUCUAUCUGUCCAAGAAGUCCUACGAGGAGUACAGCAAAUCAAACACCAUCAUUGAGCAGGCUCUGAGCUCCAUUAAAACAGUUCUUUCAUUCACUGCAGAGAGGAUAAUUGUUGAGAAAUAUUCAUCAAUAUUGGAUAGAACAAGCAGCCUGGGAAUUAAGCAAGGCAUUGCCAAAGGAUUGGCUGUUGGAAGUACAGGGCUCUCUUUUGCAAUAUGGGCUCUUCUCGCUUGGUACGGAAGUCAUUUGAUUAUGUACAAAGGUGAAAGUGGAGGAAGGAUCUAUGCGGCUGGAAUCUCCUUCAUAUUAAGUGGACUAUCCCUUGGCAUGGCGCUUCCAGAUGUGAAGUACUUCACCGAAGCCUCAGUUGCUGCUACACGAAUCAUUGAUAGGAUCAGCCGGGUACCCUUAAUUGAUGGUGAAAAUACUAAAGGACUUGUAUUGGACAAAAUUAGGGGAGAAAUAGAAUUCGAGUGUGUCAAAUUCACAUACCCUUCUCGUCCAGAUUCUAUUGUUCUCAAAGAUUUCAAUCUUAAAGUUGGAGCAGGGACAACUGUUGCUCUUGUUGGUGCUAGUGGAAGUGGAAAAUCCACAGCAAUUGCAUUGGUGCAACGAUUUUAUGAUGCAGAUGAAGGAAUAGUGCGAAUUGAUGGUGUGGAUAUAAAGUCACUACAGUUGAAAUGGAUAAGAGGGAAAAUGGGACUUGUUAGUCAAGAGCAUGCACUAUUUGGGACAUCAAUAGUGAACAAUAUAAGGUUUGGUAAGCUUGAUGCCACCAUGGAUGAAGUCAUGGCUGCAGCCACGGCUGCCAAUGCUCAUAACUUCAUUAGGCAACUUCCCGAAGGAUAUGAAACAAAGGUUGGUGAAAGAGGGGGAUUAUUAUCAGGCGGACAAAAGCAGCGAAUUGCUAUAGCCAGAGCCAUCAUCAAGAACCCUGUGAUUCUCCUACUUGAUGAAGCAACAAGUGCCCUUGACUCCGAAUCAGAAGUAUUGGUCCAAACUGCCCUUGAUCAAGCCUCCAUGGGAAGAACCACCCUGGUGGUUGCCCAUAAGCUCUCUACAGUUCGAAAUGCAGACCUCAUAGCAGUAGUUGGUGGCGGUUGCAUAAUCGAAAUAGGUUCACAUAACGACCUCAUCAACCGAAAAAAUGGUCACUAUGCCAAACUAGCAAAACUACAGAGACAAUUCAGCUGCGACGACCAAGACCAAAGCUCUGAAGUGCGCGUUUCUUCAGUCGCAAGAAGCAGUGCUAGCCGGCUUAGCACCGCAAGAUCAAGCCCUAUAGUUUUCUCAAAAUCACCCUUGACCGUCGAUAACCCAUCUCUUGUAAUAUCUCGCCCGACGCCUUACUUUUUCCGGCUUCUCUGUUUGAACGCUCCAGAAUGGAAGCAAGGCUUGAUCGGAAGUUUAUCCGCUGUAGCUUUCGGGGCAGUCCAACCCGUUUAUGCCUUAACCAUAGGAGGCAUGAUAGCGGCUUUCUUUGCAGAAAGCCACGAAGAAAUGCGCGCCAGAAUCCGCACAUAUUCCCUCAUUUUCUCUUUACUUACAUUCAUUUCCAUCACAAUGAACCUCUUGCAGCACUACAAUUUUGCUUAUAUGGGAGAGCGGCUGACGAAGAGAAUACGACUGAGAAUGCUCGAGAAGAUAUUGACUUUUGAAACGGCUUGGUUCGAUGAAGAGCAAAACUCCAGCGGCGCCUUAUGUUCAAGAUUGAGCAACGAGGCUUCCAUGGUGAAAUCCCUUGUCGCAGACAGAGUUUCUUUGAUCGUCCAAACCACAUCGGCGGUGACCAUUGCAAUGAUCAUGGGGCUUGUUGUGGCAUGGAAGCUAGCGCUUGUCAUGAUCGCGGUUCAACCUCUCACAAUUCUAUGCUUUUAUACGCGAAAGGUUUUGCUCUCCAGCAGCUCAACAAAUUUUGUAAAGGCGCAAAAUCAAAGUACCCAGAUUGCCGUGGAGGCAGUGUAUAAUCACAGAAUUGUGACUUCAUUCGGAAGCGUGGGAAAGGUUCUUCAAUUGUUUGAUGAAGCACAGGAAGCGCCGAGGAAGGAGGCGAGGAAGAAGUCAUGGCUAGCCGGGAUUGGGAUGGGGUCGGCUCAGUGCCUAACAUUUAUGUCAUGGGCUUUGGAUUUUUGGUACGGAGGUACGCUAGUGGAAAAGAGAGAGAUAGCCGCCGGCGAUGUGUUCAAGACGUUUUUCAUAUUGGUGAGCACCGGGAAGGUUAUUGCCGACGCUGGGAGCAUGACCUCUGAUAUAGCCAAGGGCGCCGCUGCGGUUGCAUCCGUGUUCAAGAUUCUUGACCGCCAGUCCCUAAUUCCAGGGUCUUAUAAUGAUGGGGGAGACAUUAAUCGUGGAAUUAAAUUGGAGAAAAUAAGUGGAAGGAUAGAGAUGAAGAAGGUUGAUUUUGCAUACCCAAGCCGUCCGGAGACCUUGGUGUUGAACCAAUUUAGCUUGGAGGUGAAAGCGGGCACGAGUGUUGGAGUUGUUGGAAAAAGUGGAGGGGGGAAAUCAACGGUAAUCGGAUUGAUUCAAAGGUUUUACGAUGUUGAGAGGGGGUCCGUGAGAGUAGAUGGGGUGGACAUAAGAGAACUAGAUAUUCAAUGGUACAGGAGGCAUACCGCGCUUGUCAGCCAAGAGCCUGUCAUAUAUGCCGGCACCAUCCGUGACAACAUUUUGUUCGGGAAGCUCGACGCGUCGGAGAAUGAGGUGGUUGAGGCUGCUAGAGCUGCCAACGCUCAUGGUUUUAUCUCAUCACUGAACGAUGGGUAUGCAACAGAAUGCGGCGAAAGAGGAGUGCAAUUGUCAGGAGGGCAGAAGCAAAGAAUAGCAAUAGCAAGAGCCAUAAUAAGGAACCCAACGGUACUACUACUAGACGAGGCAACAAGUGCUCUUGACGUGCAAUCGGAGCAAGUUGUUCAAGAAGCAUUGGACAGAAUCAUGGUCGGAAGAACAACAAUUGUGGUAGCACAUAGACUUAACACGAUAAAACAGCUUGAUUCGAUCGCCGUCGUGGCGGACGGGAAGGUGGUGGAGCAAGGAACCUAUGCUCAGCUCAAGAGCAAGCGGGGUGCCUUCUUUAGUCUUGCUAGCCUUCAAACAUGCCAACCACUUGGAAAACCUAUAUGAUGGUGGGGUGUGCAUUGAAGUAAUGUAAUAUGUUAGGGCUUAAAAAAUAUGGAAAAACUUGU